Messenger RNA from Cavia porcellus (domestic guinea pig), 1704 nucleotides. It is a transcript of the gene Clrn3, whose product is annotated as clarin 3. The record is from RefSeq and is a predicted model, not a curated record. The transcript is spliced from 3 exons. Bases 150 to 827 code for a protein of 225 amino acids. NCBI's taxonomy places the organism in Eukaryota, Metazoa, Chordata, Mammalia, Rodentia, Caviidae.
AACCCUUUCUGGGAAGAAUGAGGUUGUAUAUCUCACAACGAAGUAUUAGUAUUAGCCUUCAUUUCUAAAUACUGGAGUCCAAAUGAUAAGGUCCAAAGCUACUACAAGAAAAUCUUUGUUUACCCCACGGAUCUUAUUUUCAUGAGAAAAUGCCGACAACACAGAAAACAUUGAUGUUCCUGUCCAGCUUUGUCACCAGCCUUGGAUCUGUCAUCAUAAUUUGCUUGAUUCUCGGCACACAAGCAUGGAUUACCAGUACACUUGCAACCAUCGACUCUUUUUCCAAUGGCAGCGUUAUCAUCACGUAUGGUAUUUUUCGUGGUAAAAGCACUCAAGAAUUGACUCAAGGACUUACUGAACCAGAUAAAGAUUUUGAAGUUUUUGGGAUAUUGAACAAUUCUCCGAAGUCUCUGCAAAUGGCGACCCUCGUGUUCCUGGUCCUCAGUUUGCUCACUUCACUGCUGAGUUCUGCAUUUACCUUCUACAACAGCAUCAGCAACCCCUACCAGACAUUCCUGGGCCCAAUGGGUGUGUACACCUGGAAUGGAAUCAGUGCAUUCUCUGUUUUCCUGGCAAUGCUACUAUUUGUGGGGAACACACAGUCCAGUCAACUUUCUGAAGAAUUGUCCCGGGAGCUUUAUCCAGGAAUCACAAUCAAAGAAGCGACCCACAGUUAUGGAUACUCAUUUUGGCUCAUACUACUCAUCAUUCUCCUAAAUGCAGUCACUGUGGUCAUCAUCUUUUUCUACCAGAAAUCCAGACACCAGCAGAGGCAAGCGGAGAGAAAGCCAAUGGAAUUUGCUCCCAGGGAUGGAAUUUUAUUCUGAGUUUCAUUUUAUGUCAUUUGGCAUUGUGUCUGUUCCAUUUCACAUCAGUUUCCCAAACAGUAGCUGGUUAGUUCUGUAACCAUCAGUGCGGUAAAGUGACUGUCAUUCGUGGUAGCUUUUAUAUCCUGUGACACUGUGUUUUUCAUGGAUACUGUCUCCCCAUCAGAAUAGGGGAGAUGGAUGGAAAAAUGUUGUCUGUCUAGGUAGUAUUGAGAGGAGCAGAAUGAUUAUGAGCCUGGGGAUCUCUCCAACCUGGUCUCACACAAAAUAAUAAAGGUUUGUGAUCUACACCUCUACUUUGAUGAGCUCAAAGCACUGUAGCAUCUAUGACCUCAUAGUCCUCAGGAGGGACCAGGUACUUUUGUUCUACCGUAUAAUGAAGACUCAUAUGUACAGAGAUAUUCAGAACUUGUCUUUCCAGGACCAGGGUUUGAAGCCAAAUGGAGAGACUCAUGAAAAAAUGGCCUGGUUUGUUUGCCUGGUUGUUUUUUUUUUUUUUUUUUUUUUUUUUUUUUUUUUUCUGUAGCCUCAGUUGCUGUCAUAUAGUGAAACUCAGUUGUAUGUGGUAGAUAGAUACAUAAUCCUCAGAUUCCUUCUUGAGGUUCUACAGUGCAGUUUUUGUGGGAUGACAUUAGAUGUGAGAUCAGGAUAAAUAGGAAUAGCUAAAGCUGGGGCUUUAGCUCAGCGGCAUAAGUGCCUGCCUUGCAAGCAGGCAUCGUGAGUUUGAUCCCUGGUACUGAUAAAAAUGAAAAAGACAAAAAAAAGGAAUCAAAGCCCUAUGAUCUCUUUAUCAAGGAGAAUAUAAGCAUCGUUUUCAGUUUCACAGAAUUGUGGCAAAAUGAGUCAAAACAGAAAUAAAACAUUUUAACAAGUUCCA